Molecule: messenger RNA, 1971 nt
Organism: Sphaeroforma arctica JP610
Lineage: Eukaryota; Ichthyosporea; Ichthyophonida
Exons: 9
Coding region: 53-1027 (324 amino acids)
Biological process (GO): protein deglycosylation
Molecular function (GO): N4-(beta-N-acetylglucosaminyl)-L-asparaginase activity
Source: RefSeq, a predicted model, not a curated record
CCCGCGCAGUGUUGGUGAGUUUGUGGGCGCAGGCCGCAUAGGGCUACAGGCGAUGCGAGAUAACAAGCACCGACUGGAUGUGGUACAGGCCAUGUGCAGAUACUGCGAAGAGAAGCAGUGCGAUGGUUCUGUGGGCUAUGGAUCUCAUCCUGAUACGGAUGGACACGUGACACUGGACGCUAUGGUUAUGGAUGGGCCAGGCGUGAGAGUAGGUAGUGUGGGUGCCCUGUACGGCGUCCGAAACGCCAUUGGGGUUGCAAGGGCAGUCAUGGAGCACACUAGGCACUCUUUACUUGUGGGGUCGGGCGCCAAAAGGUUCGCGCGAAUGAUGGGUUUUGAAAAAAAGUCAACAGAGACUUCGGCGUCUACGGGUCAGUUCCUCGACUGGAUGGACAAGCGGUGUCAACCCAACUUCUACAUCAAUAUGCAGGGUAACGCACAGCAAUGGUCGUGUGGGCCAUACACACCCAACCAGCCAUCUGCAAAUAGUCUAGAGCAAAUACUGAGUAUCGUGGCGACUGACCUGACUGUGGCAGAGGAUAAACCAGAAGAGACGCGUGAUGUGGCGGUUUCCGGACACGAUACGAUAGCUGCUAUCACCUUGGAUGCUGAGGGCCAUCUCGCGUGCGCAACAACGACCAAUGGUCCAGGGCAUAAGGUGGCUGGUCGUGUGGGGGAUUCGCCUAUUGCUGGCUCGGGUUGCUAUGUAGAGGAGGGCGCCGGUGGUGCAGGGGCGACGGGUGAUGGCGAUGUCAUGUUGCGCUUCCUGCCCAGUUUUCAUGCGGUACAGUUAAUGAAACACGGAGCGUCACCCACUGAGGCAUGUGAACAGGCUUUGAAGAAAAUUGGCCAUGUAUAUCCGGACUUUAGUGGUGGCAUGGUCUGUGUCAACAAACAAGGUGAAAUAGGCGCUGCUUCGCACAACAUGAAUUUUCAGUACACAACCGCAACCCUUGGCGAUGAGGACCCCACGGUCGUUCAUGUACCAAACCUAUUGUCGGCCAUGGAGCUCUUAGAGGCACACUGAAACAGCUAGCAAUCAAUCGGAGCUUGAUUCAGCCACACAAAGUCUGCGGAUCUUCGGCACGCCUUAACAAAUGUUUCAUUGAAAUUCUAUAGUUCCGUAGAAAAGUUGCAAAAGUUCAUACUCUUUAGAAGAUAAAGUUUUCAUGGAUGUUGGCCUUCUAUUCAAAACAAAUAAUUAAAGUCGUUACCAUUCGGUGUGGCGCAUGUAUCAAAUCAUUGUGCGCAAGUUCUGAAAGAUGAACGAGACGAUGGCACGAAUACCAGCUUCAGCUGCACGACUUUGCGUAUUGUGAAUCUAUAUCCUGGUGAAUCUAUAUCCUGGAGUCAUUUGGCGCAUGGUAUUCAUGCUUUGCAAACUUUUGAUUGCACAGUCGUAGCUACGGUAUAAACCGAUUUUGCUCUUGCGGUCUAGCUGUCCUUUUGGGUAAAAUUUGUCAGCAUACUGAAUAUUGCUAGGUUGUGGAUAAUAAAUCAAUGGCUAUUCCUUGUAAGUGAAGCGCUUCAGGAGUUCUGACUUUCAAUCUCCAACCUUCCGGAAGACAUGCUUGUCUAUUUGGUUUAGUAUUUGAGGACUGAACAAUACUCGAGGAUAAAAUUUUACCUCGAGGACGUGAAGCGUAUUGCCUCUUUUCAGGUAUCAGUAGUGUCCAAUAUCAGCAUGGCGAAUGCGCGAGAGAACAAAACAAAAAAUCGGGUAAAUAACGAAGGUUCUCUACGACUAUGAGUUAAAGUCUUCUUGAGCCAACCUAUCCAAACAUUAAAUAAAGCGAUACGUAUGCAGACCCAUUGUUAUAAUUUGACUUUAAAAUAUAUGAAACUAGACAACCAAGAUGUCUUAGGUCUCUUGAUGACAACAGCUACUUUUUUUGUGCUUUGUUAGUUAAAAUCUAUAUCAAGUUGAUGCGGUAUAGCCCUUCGUGCUUACAAAACAAAUUAUUUUUAUCU